AUGCAGGAUUUCCCCUUUGAGGAAUCUUCAUUAAAGAUCUACACAAUCGGCAAUUUCCAGGAGACCUAUAGACAGGAUCCAUGCUAUCCAGGUAGUCCCUUGUUCAUCAUGACCCACCAAGAAGGCGGAGAAGUGCUUCAAUUAGCCGGUAUACCAGUAGAAAGUGCUAAGCAAAUCGGCCAAGGUGCCGAAUGCCGCAGUGACACAGAUGGGCAAAGAUGCCGCGAACACCCUUGA
Molecule: messenger RNA, 237 nt
Organism: Penicillium digitatum Pd1
Lineage: Eukaryota; Fungi; Ascomycota; Eurotiomycetes; Eurotiales; Aspergillaceae
Source: RefSeq, a predicted model, not a curated record